This is a messenger RNA of Suillus paluster, 1785 nucleotides long. RefSeq names its product cytochrome P450. The transcript has 12 exons. Bases 146 to 1681 code for a protein of 511 amino acids. Lineage: Eukaryota; Fungi; Basidiomycota; Agaricomycetes; Boletales; Suillaceae. The record is from RefSeq and is a predicted model, not a curated record. Gene Ontology annotation, molecular function: oxidoreductase activity, acting on paired donors, with incorporation or reduction of molecular oxygen; heme binding; iron ion binding.
CUGGUCAUCUGCCAGAACACAAGACCUAAUCUUUAUCAAAGGAGCGCUCAUUGGCAGAUAAAACGAGGAGAGCCUACCCAAUGUUACCACGUCAAAGCACAGAUUACGAAGGACGAUAACUGACUAGUACUGACUGCUCAGCUAUAUGGCAUUAAAUAUUUUGCACUACAUUGUAUACUCAUCGUUCAUCCUCGGCCUGUGGGUAAUAGGGCAUCGCUUGUGCCAGAACAAAUCACAGUUGCUACCACCUGGGCCACCACCAAAGCCGUUGAUAGGGAAUUAUCUCGACGUUCCAAAGACGAAGCCAUGGAAAACAUUCUCGCAAUGGAAAAAGUUAUACGGUGACAUUGUUUAUGCCAGCGUCCUCGGGAACAAACUUCUCAUCCUGAACGACAUCGAAAGUAUACGUGAGCUUCUUGAGAAGAGAUCACAGAAGUAUUCCGAUAGGCCAUCAUUUAUGAUGGCGAAAUACAUGGGAAUCGAGAACAAUCUGUCGUUCGCUCCCUAUGGUCCAGAUUGGAGGCAAGGACGGAAGCUCAUACACGGAACCCUCAACCAGGAAGCGGUCCAGAAGUAUCAUUCGCUGCAGGAGGAUGUUGCCGCCAGAUUUUUGAGGAAUCUGGUGGAAUGCCCUUCAGAAGUCAUGAAGCAUCUGCAUAUGGCCUCGGCUCAUAUAAUCGCGUCUAUAACCUAUGGGUUCUCUGUUGACACUCCAAGCCAUGUGUACUUCGACGAAUUCGCCGAAACGGAGCGAAUCGUACUGAAAAGCGUGGUUCCGGGGGCGUAUCUUGUUGAUAUGAUUCCUCAACUAUGGUAUCUGCCAUCCUGGGUCCCAUUUAACAGCAUACAGCGAACAGCCGAGAGGGGGCGGCAGCGGGUCUCUAAUAUCGUGCACCGUCCGAUAGAGCAGGUAGAACAGGACAUGAAACAAGGAGCAUCUCCGGCUUCGUUUGUUUCAGAUUAUUUGAGAGACCACGGAAAAGAUGAAGCGAUAAGGGAGCAGCUGCCUUGGGUGGCGUGGUCGAUUUUUGAAGCUGGAUAUGACACAACAGCUGGAACCAUGUUGGUCUUCAUGCAUGCUAUGGCGUGCUUCCCGGAGGUUCAAGCCCGUAUGCGCGAUGAGAUAUACAGAGUUGUAGGGACUGACCGCCUGCCAACUUUUGAUGACCGCGAGCAGUUGCCGUACAUUAAUGCAGCGAUUAAGGAGGUGUACCGCUGGAAUCCCAACUCACCUUUGGGUGCGCCGAGGAAAUUACAAGAUGCAGAUAUCUAUAGAGGGUACUACAUACCGAAAGGCACUAUUAUCUUGCCCAAUGUCUGGUUACUUAGUCGGGACCAGGACAGUGGCAUAGAUCCAAAAGCAUUUUCUCCAGAACGCUUUCUUGAGACCCACGUAAAGAAAACGGCACUUGAUCCUUACAGUUAUGCAUUUGGCUUUGGCAGGAGAAUGUGCCCAGGGCGCUUUUUAGCAGACAACACCGUAUUCAUGCUUGUAACCAGUAUGGUGGCGACCGUGCAAAUUUCAAAACCCAGGGACAGCCAUGGCGUGGAAAAACCGUUUGAUCCUCCGUAUAUACCCGCAGGUCUUGCCAGUUUUCCUUAUCCAUUCGAAGUCGGCAUCGAACCUGUAUCAGAAGAAGCAGUGGCUGUCGUGAAAGGCAGAGCGAUGAAUAUUGACUGAAUAUUCGUACAUACUUACGGAGCACGAAAGCUCCGACGCUGCAACGUACGAGACCAGUCGUUAUUAACUAACAGCUUGCCUUGAAGGCUGAAAUUGACUUACCG